CUGGCCGGUGGGCUAAAUGUACCGUCAACGAACGAACUACUCGAUCGAGUACUCAAAAUAGAGUACCGUAUAACCCAGCGUGAUAGAGAAAGUAGAGAGAGCCUCCCUCCUUGUCAACCUUUUUCACGCAUUCACUCCUUCAUACAGCUUCUCUAUGAUCCUCGGUCGCCAAUCGAGGCUCUGGCUGUCAAAUCCCCUCCUGUAGCCGACAAACCUGCGGUGCCGACUACAAAUCAUGGUCGGCCAACAAGAUAGCUCUUCUAACGGGCCAUCUUUGGCAGAGAUUGGAUAUGGGACUGCUGCCGAGGCGCUCAUGGGUAUCCGCUACAACACCUCUCCUCCUGGUCCUACAUUCGUCCCGUCGCUAGAUGCUGCUCUGCUACAUCUUCGUCCGCAUCUGGGCAGCUCAUCCUUGAGGCGAGGCGACUUGAUGGAGAUUGUCGGCACUAGUGGAUCAGGUAUGUCUCGUAUCGCCUAUGUUGGUGAGAGCUCAAUUGCAAAGGCAAAAGCUCUUUGAUUACAUUUCUGAUCCUCAUCACCAUACUCUCGGCUACCCUUCCGGCCCCGCUGUCAACGAAUCUUGGGGGGAAAGAGGCUCAGGCCAUGCUCUUUCAGCCCAACACGCAUCGGCCAAUCCUACCUCUCAUUCGACGCGCCAUGGAAGCCCACAUCAAAGCCUGUGCCCCGGGAGUAGAAGAUGAUGUGGUCAACAGUGUCAUCAAAGACAGUAUGAGCCGGCUUCGUAUAUGGACGGGCAAACUCAGGUGGAAAGACCUCGCGCUAGGUAUUCAGAGUGUUCUAGAUGAGACUUCGCCUUACACCUUUCCUCUUUCAAACUCUGGCCAUGCCCUUGACUUGCUUGCCAUUGACGGCCUGUCCGAUGCCUACUACCCUAAGAGAUGGUCCGAGGAGGAGCACGGUCGGAGACAGCAGCCUCACUUGACUGGAAAAGCAGUGGAAAUGGAGGAUAUCGGUUUGAGGCAGGUCAUGGAAGCUAUAGGAGCUGUUCGCAAGGAGCUCGGGAGCGUUGUCGUGAUGAGCGUACAGAGUCUACGGGUAAGUCGGGCUGAUCAAUAUUUUGACGGAUGUCUGAUCCUCCAACAGGUCUCCCGCGACGCCCAGCCCUUUCAUCUGCCACAUCUGCCACCCCCUUAUCCGAGUCCUUUCGCUUCAUCCAACAAUCUGCCCUUGUCGGCUUCGAACCCCAUGUACUGGCCACUCAACAUCCAGCUGAGCCUCAUGGGUCGUUCACGAGGCCUUCAGCUGCCAGGAGAUACCAUGAUUGCCGACGCCCUCAGAGUCAAAGCCCGCGAGAGGAAUGAUAAGGCUGAAGAUACUCGAGGGGAUACGUACAAUGGCCUGGUAAGGAUGGUAAGGUCGGACGGUGUGCUCUUGGGGAAAGAGGGCAUUGGAUUUCAUUUUCGAGUCGGUAACGAGGGGCUACAGGCCUGGGGUGACGAGUAGUCUAGAUGACCCAU
Cryptococcus amylolentus CBS 6039 is the source of this 1478-nucleotide messenger RNA. RefSeq lists its product as hypothetical. The coding region runs from base 604 to 1464 and encodes 286 amino acids. NCBI's taxonomy places the organism in Eukaryota, Fungi, Basidiomycota, Tremellomycetes, Tremellales, Cryptococcaceae. The transcript is spliced from 3 exons. The record is from RefSeq and is a predicted model, not a curated record.